AGAAGGGAUUGCCCCGUUUGGGUUGCCUUGACGUCGCUGAUUCGGGGGGAGGAGAGCGAAACCGAUUCUUCAGAAAAGGUUCCUCUUGUGGCAAAUAAUACGGAGAUACAGCUAGUUUUGUGGGUUGGGAUUCAAAAAGAGCAAUCAUGGGGGAGAGCAAAUAUUCGUACCACAAUCCCAAUGGCUUUCCGGAAACCACGGAUCGUGGUUGUUGUAGCAUCCCGUGCUUGAAAUUCUCACUCAUAUUAUUCAAUGUGAUCUUGUUCGUCAGUGGCUUGAUCUUGGGAGGAGUGGGUCUUUGGACCAUCCUUGACAAGCACACAGCUCUACUUUGGCUCUCUUCGGGGAUAUACGAUCUCAUAGGACACGUUCUUAUGAUUGCAGGUCUAAUUGUCCUCAUGACCACCAUUUUGGGAUGUUGCGGGAUCAUGAAGACCUCGAGAUCCAUGGUUUUGACCUAUUCCAUCGUCCUGGUGAUCAUUUUCCUGAUCGAGAUCGGAGCUGGCGUUUUAGCUUACAUGUAUCGAAGACAACUCAGUACGGAAUUGGCGGACAAUCUGUCUGAGAAGUUCAAUUCUCGCUAUGGUGUCGAUAAUGACACAACAGAGGCCGUGGAUCACUUGCAGAUUAGUCUGGAGUGUUGUGGAGUCCACGAUUUCAUGGAUUGGCAGAAUUCGGCGUGGUUCGAGUUGCCUCAAAGAAGAAACAACAAAGUGCCGGAUUCGUGCUGCAUCAGUCCUGGUCGAUACUGUGGUGUGCGAGAUCAUCCAAGCAAUAUCAGAUAUACCGGUUGUGUGGACCAAGUUGGUCAAAUUGCUGGCGAUCAUUUGAUGAUCGUGGGAACGGUGGCCUUUGGACUGGGCGUUCUGCAACUUCUGGGGACCUUGCUGAGUUGUUUGCUACAACGGAAAAUCAGAGACUUGACUUACUACGCUUGAGAUUAGUAUUAUUGCUCGCUUUCUACUUCAGUCCCUCCCUCCAAUGAGUUUAAGACAUGUUUGUGAAAAAAUGGUGCUUUUUUUAAAAAAAUAGUAAUCGUUGAAAUUGUAUAAAGGAGUCUGACUAACAAUUCAGAAUGAAUCAUCACGUAUAUAUUGUGAGUGCCAUAAAUUUGCUUCGUCCAAGACAAAUAAAUAAGUUACAUUACACGAA
Messenger RNA from Tigriopus californicus, 1152 nucleotides. Its product is annotated as CD151 antigen-like. Gene Ontology annotation, cellular component: membrane. The record is from RefSeq and is a predicted model, not a curated record. The coding region runs from base 147 to 938 and encodes 263 amino acids. Lineage: Eukaryota; Metazoa; Arthropoda; Copepoda; Harpacticoida; Harpacticidae. The transcript has 4 exons.